AUGACUCUGGUCUGUCGCACGGUGGGCGAAGCAGAGGAGGUGUUGCAGGUGUUGGCAGAUAAUGGACUGCAGGUUCAUUUGAUAUUUGAGACUUGGUCAAACAUUGUCCUGGCGGAGCAGUUCCUGGCGCACUUUGAUGCGUUCUCGAUGGGGUUGAAAGAUCUCACGCAGCUGACACUAGGGUUUAUUAUAACUCGGAUGGGUUAG
Messenger RNA from Aspergillus luchuensis, 207 nucleotides. RefSeq lists its product as uncharacterized. Gene Ontology annotation, biological process: phosphorylation. NCBI's taxonomy places the organism in Eukaryota, Fungi, Ascomycota, Eurotiomycetes, Eurotiales, Aspergillaceae. The transcript has a single exon. The record is from RefSeq and is a predicted model, not a curated record. The coding region runs from base 1 to 207 and encodes 68 amino acids. Gene Ontology annotation, molecular function: transferase activity, transferring phosphorus-containing groups.